UAUUAGAGUUAGUAGAAGUUAAUAAAUCAUUAAUAUUAGUUAAUAAAACUUCUUCUAUAUCUUUAGCUUUUUCUUUAUUAGUAGUUAGAGUAUUUGCUUAUAUAGUAAAAGUUAGAGUAUUUGUAGUUUUAGUUAGA
Scutellospora calospora is the source of this 137-nucleotide messenger RNA. The record is from the annotation of a GenBank genome assembly. Lineage: Eukaryota; Fungi; Glomeromycota; Glomeromycetes; Diversisporales; Gigasporaceae.